AUGGGUGAAUCCAAUGCCAGUUUGAUGCAGCAAUUGUUGGAAUGCCAAGCUGAGCAGGAGAGGUUCAAGAAGAGGUGCGAAGACUUGGCGGCGGAGCUGAAUCGCCGGCAGGAGUCGUACAUGAGGCGGGAGGCUCGACAGAACCUGAAAAUCACUCAGCUGCAGUCCCUGAUCGAAAAACUGCAGGGGGAGCAGAAGGAAGGGGCUGAGGGCAUGCAGUCGGCUGAAACGAGGCAGCAAUUCAUUCUGGCAGCGCAACAGAGCAUCACGGAAGGGGUUCAAAAUCUGUUGGACAAACAGAAGUCAAAGAUUCAGGUGGAGGAGUCGGCUGUGCUUAAGGGCUUCAGGGACCGCCUCAGAGAAGUGGAGGAUCGCAUUCUCGCUGAGCGAACAAACAGGAGCGGAGAGCAGUCGGGAUGGGUGGAGCAAGCGAUGGAACUGCGAGAAGAACUCGAGAAUAUGAAGGGGAUUGCGGGUCGCCUAGAAAGUGAGUACAAGAACAGCCAGAAGGAGUGUCAAAGGCUUAAGACGGAGCGCAGCUGCCACCUUAAAAAUGGUGAUCUUCAAGCAAAGCGUUUGGUCGCAGUCAAGAAAGAGAACAACACACUCAAGAGCGAGCUCAAAGCCCUUCACGGCCACUUGCAGACAUUGCUUGGCGAUUGCGCCGAUUCUGGAAUCUGUUCAGAACACUUGCGCAAUGGUGAACACAAAAACAGCGGUGCUGAAGAUGGAAACAGUGUACCUUCAGGCACAGUUCCGUACUGUGGUUGUUGCACGCAUAGUGCAUUGGGACUUGACGGACUUCCUCACCAACGAAUGUCACAGUUGAAUCUAAUGUAA
Messenger RNA from Ostreobium quekettii, 840 nucleotides. NCBI's taxonomy places the organism in Eukaryota, Viridiplantae, Chlorophyta, Ulvophyceae, Bryopsidales, Ostreobiaceae. The record is from the annotation of a GenBank genome assembly.